UCCAGCACGAAAACAAGCACCGUGUGCCGCUGGCUUAAGAUACCUCUGUUCAAGAUACGUAACCACCAGAAUCGAAUUUAAUCAACCAAGAUACGUAACCGUCACGACGUCACGACGAGGUGUAUGUGGCGUUAAAAUUCAAAUUUAAUUUUUUCAUACUAAUAUACAGAUAUGGAACGUGCGGUAGAGAACGAUAUGAAAGAUAUAUUUUACAAUGUGCAGUUUAACAAAACAAACCACUUGCUAUACACAAAAAAGCUUAUGAAACUAUAUCAGAGGACUGAUUUAGAUACAUUCUCAAAAUGUUUCAUAUCAUGCUUGAAAGUGCCUCUUACAAUGGCUCAAGAGCAUCCACAUAUUAUAAACACAUUGGAAUUAUGUGCUAAAUUCUCCAUGAGCCUGUAUUCCUAUGCAGAAAGUGAAUCUAUAGAACCUAUGAAUCCAUUUCUCAAUAAAUUGUUCACAUUCUUGUUGUCUAGUGAUAAUGCAAAAGAUAAGACAGUAAGAUAUCGAAUCUGUCAUUUUUUAACUAUGCUUUUAAACUCUAUAGGCGAUCAUGCUUUCAUUGAUGAUAGCUUAUGUGAUCAAAUUACAAGCAGAAUGAUGGAUCGAUUGAUGGAUAAGUCUCCUAAAGUUAGAGCGCAGGCUGUUUUUGCUUUGCACAGAUUACAAGAGCCAUCCAAUGAUCAGUGUCCCAUAAUAAAAAUGUAUUUAUUUCAUCUAUAUAAAGAUCCAAACCCUGAAGUUCGCAGAGCAGUUCUUGCAACAAUGAGCAAGAAUCAGAAAACCUUACUAGCUGCUUUGAAAAAGACACGUGAUAUUGAUGACUCUGUGCGUAAGACGGCAUAUGAAUUUAUCAGCAAGUUUACAAUAUGUUCCUUGACAAUUAAACAAAGAGAACAAUUGUUAAAAGAUGGUCUUAAAGACCGAUCUGAUAGUGUCAAAGCCUGUGUAAGCGAUGUCUUAUUACCAACAUGGCUACGAUACUAUAAAGGAGAAUAUAUAAAACUUAUACAUGGUCUGGAUGCUGGAAUAGGGACAGAAGUUGCAACAUUAGCUUUACAAGCAUUAUUCAAAGACACUGAUGUAAAAACUUUGUUGGAGCAAGUACCAAUAAAUAAAAAUAUAAAAUUAAUUCCAUUGUCUAGUUUGUCGUGCGAAAAUGCCUUAUAUUGGAAGUGUGUUACAAAUCAUCUCCAUAAUUUGUCUUGCACAGAAGAGUUGGACUUAAUCAUUCCAGAAUUAUCCGCUUUUUGUAAUUACAUAUGUGAAUUUAUCGCUUUCAUAUCGUCUAAGCAGUAUGAAGAAUGGGAAAAGCAGUGUCACAAAUUUAUUCUUUUACAACUAUUUGAGAUAACUGAAAAAUAUGAUCUCUCAGACGAAGUUGGGAGAAAAAAUCUGCAGGAAAUAAUAAUAGAUGGUCUGAUGAGCAAUCAUUGCUGCAAUAAGAUAAUUGAAUGUCUAGUGCACCAGCUGGAUAAGGUGGUGCCGAAUAUUAGUAAUAUGCUGGACUUAGUAGCCAAUGUCAUUAGCGAGAUCAGAUUACCUUUACCCAAAGAAAGUACAUCCACUCAACAAGCAUCUGAAGAGAAGCAAGAGAACAAUAUUGUGCAGAAAACGCAAGUGAAGGUCGACUUGAUGGAACUCGAGGAGGAACUGUAUGAAACAGUCAAAAAGGAGGAUUUUCUGAAAGCAGACAGUAUAAAAGAAAAGAUUAAAACUCUGAAAGAAAAGAUAAAUCAACUGUCGAAAACUCCGGAGAAUAUAAUAGCCGAUGAUAUUCGUGACGAGAAAAAUGACGCAGCCACGAUGACGAAGUGCCUCAACAUUCUGUGUGCCGCGAUGCAAGUUCAGUCCAUUCGCACAUUGACACCUACACUCAGGCAUAUAAUGUCUAUUGUAUUGAACAGUCUCGACCAUCCUGACGAUAAUGUGCAUGUGUUAGCAUUAAAGGCGUUAGGUGUGUACUGCAUAUUGGAUAAGGAAAUGGCUAAGAAGUAUCUUAUGGUAUUCUUCUAUCAGUUUUCUGCGGAACAAGAAAAUCCAGACAUAUGGGUAAUCGCGUUAAAGGGGAUAUUCGAUCUCUUGCUCUCAUACGGCUUGGAGUAUUUCGAGAUCUUGCAGAUUCCUGAGGAGAGAUCUGGAUGGAGCCGUAUGCUGUACACCCACGAUGUCGAUAGCGUUGUCACCUUAAACGGGCGACCUGCAAUAGAAGAUAACAGUCGCAAUUUUGUUCACAUAUUAACAGGAUUGUUGGACAACGCGAAUCAGGAACUACGCACUGUUGCAGCAGAAGGUCUCUGCAAGUUAUUAGUCAAUCGGCGGAUUAGCAGUAGUAGCUUGGUGUCGCGCUUAAUAAUUUUAUAUUACAAUCCUGCUAACGCUGACGACGUUUACCUGCGACAGUGCCUAUGCGUUUUCUUUGAUCAUUUCGCGAUCAGUGUGCCCGAUGCUCCGGAAAUGCUCGAAAACGCAUACUUUCCGACUCUACGAGUCAUUUGCAAUGCGCCGGAUAUCAGUCCUUUACAGAGUAUCGAUACGUAUCACGUGUCCAUAUUUAUACUGACUUCAAUCACGCGAAACAACCAAAAGUUUGGCAAACAAAUGUUUGACAUGCAUAAUAAUCUGGCAUUCGCAGUAUUAGCCGAAAUCUUGAAUCCUGACAGUACGAUAAAUCAGGAGACUCUCAUCAAAUCUCUGACGGUUCUGUGUGUACAAUUCGAGGACGGUCCAUCAAAAGAGAAUUUGCAGGAAGAUAUCGAAAGAGUCACAAAUAUGGUAAAGGAAUCUGAUAAACGAUUACUCAAAUAUAUCGAAAAGUUCAAAAGAAGAUUGGAAACAUCACCCAAAGCAAAAGAAAUCAAUGGAAAUGAUGGAAAUGAAAACGGAAACUAGUAUGCUCUUUAUUUCUUAAUUGAGAUUGAAGAAAAUGAAGAGCCAACUUCUUUACUAAUUUUCAGAUGAACCAAGUAACUGACGAUGCAUAGAUAUUUAUAUUAUUAUUUAUAUAUGUUUUCAUAAAAAUUCUC
Harpegnathos saltator (Jerdon's jumping ant) is the source of this 3029-nucleotide messenger RNA. Its product is annotated as condensin complex subunit 3. Bases 172 to 2895 code for a protein of 907 amino acids. The record is from RefSeq and is a predicted model, not a curated record. NCBI's taxonomy places the organism in Eukaryota, Metazoa, Arthropoda, Insecta, Hymenoptera, Formicidae. The transcript has 7 exons. Gene Ontology annotation, cellular component: condensed chromosome; condensin complex; cytoplasm. Gene Ontology annotation, biological process: mitotic chromosome condensation.